Messenger RNA from Guillardia theta CCMP2712, 689 nucleotides. RefSeq lists its product as hypothetical. NCBI's taxonomy places the organism in Eukaryota, Cryptophyceae, Pyrenomonadales, Geminigeraceae. The transcript has a single exon. The coding region runs from base 112 to 609 and encodes 165 amino acids. The record is from RefSeq and is a predicted model, not a curated record.
UCGCAAAUUACUUCUGCGCAAACCAACUCAGCGCAACGUGCAGACAGUAGCCGGAAAAGCGGGAACGCGAUCCUUUACUCGUUGUGGAUUGAUGCAGGGUGGAUGAUUGCAAUGUUUGACAAAGGAUAUUCUUUGAAAAGCCUUAUUGCAGGGAUUGCUAUUGAUCUCAAAAGAGCUAUCAGCCUAACAGUAGAUGUGAAAGUCAUCUAUCACGAAUUUGCCAAGGUAGUGAAGGAAUCAUCUUCUUUCACUUCUGAUGGAGCUCUUUAUAUUUUGUUCGUCGUUCACAGUGAUGAGUUGGAACUUGAAGACUUCGAGAUAGUCAUGCGGGAUUUGAAUCUCAGGCAUUCAAUUGGCCAUAUGGAUAGUUGGAUAUCAAAUACCAGUGUCAAAGAUAUCAAAUUCGAGGGCCCAAUAUCUAAACAUGUUGUCAUGCUCCUUGAUACGAUCAUCAACUCCGGCGGGAAGAGAGAAGCCACUAUGGAAGGUGGUGCUGUGGAGUUUGAAAAGCGUUCUCGUCGAGACGUGAAUGAGACGUUGGAGCUAUCGACACCAGCUUCGAUGAUAUCUUUCUCUGCUCCCUCCGAUGAAAGAGAAAUUCUUCCAUAAGAUAAGCGUAUGAAUUGUUGUUGAGAAUCUCUUUGCAUAUGAUUUGGAAACAUCAUCAAUUGCUAUCAUUGGGAAACAUC